UCUUUCAUGUUAAUAAGCUCGAUCAGGUAAACUUGUCCUAUGAUACUUUCUGUUCGACAGAUAUUCUGGAAUGAAAAAAGGAAAUUAUAUUUUACCAUAUAAACAGUUGUGGACAACUUUUCUUAAAAAAAGGAGGUCAUGGCAUCAAGUAAACCUGUACACUGCGGACCAUGUAACCAAGGUAAACAAGGUAUCAACAACACUAAGGCUGACAUCUGGUGUUACAACUGUGCUGAAGGAUUAUGCUUAACAUGUUCAACGGAUCAUAAAAGAACUAACUCAUCCUGUGAUCACAAGACCAUCGAUAUUCAAACCUAUAAAAGCUAUAAACCUCCAUUGGCUCUAUCAAAACAGAAUGUGACACACAUAGUCUAGAGUUCAACUUGUUCUGUCCAAGACAUUUAAUUCCUUGCUGUAAUGAAUGUAUUUCCACUAGUCAUUCGAAAUGUACUGGUAUACAAAAUUUAGCUAGUGUAGUGGAGAAAACAAAUAUUGCAAAAUCCAAAGAAUCUGUAGAAAAAGAUAUAAACUCAAUCGCACAUUUCUUGGAUGAAAUGGUUAACAGCAAAUCAGAGAACAUAAAGAGAGGAGAACAACAAUAUGAAAGUAUUAAACAAUCAAUGAGUAAAAUUCGAAAUGGAAUUAAUAAACAUUUAGACAAUCUUGAGGAAAAGUUAUGUAAAGAAGCAGAUACUGUAUGGAGUAAGGAAAAAUUAAAAUUAACAGGUUUAAUUACUGAAAUUGAAGAAAAAAUGAAAAAAUUACAGGAAAUGCAAGAUGAUUUAAAAACGGUUACAGAACAUACUUCAAAACUCCAAUCAUUUCUAGGAAUUCAUCUGAUUGAACAAAAAGUUCAUCAAUGUCAAAGAUAUAUUGAAGACAGUGAGAGAUCCAGUGAAGUUGACAUCAAACUAAAGCAAAAUAAUGAUGUAGAAAAGGUUCUAAGCAAAGUACAAUCAUUUAAAUCCUUGGGAGAAGUGAAGGUUGUCAAAAUAGAAAUAUCCUUGAAGAGGCAAACGAGUGUGAGUAGAGAAGCGCAAGUAAAUGCACAGCAACAAAUCAACAUAACCAACAUAACAAUGAACUUUGACACAAAAUGGUUUUUCAAUAUGAGGAAACAAAUUAGUGACAUGAUUUGUCUAAUGGAUGAUAGAGUAAUAGUAGUUGAACAGGGGGGUAAAGUUAACUUACUUACUUCUGAUGGCAAUAUACAGACACAGUUACCUAUAUCUGGUAAAGCCUGGGGUGUAACACAGAUCAAUCAUAACACUAUUGCCAUAACUUAUCCUGGUGAGAUUAAGAUCUUUGAUAUGAAGAAUAAAACAGUUACCAAAGUUAUCCAAUUACACAAAUCAUGCUUUGGUUUAUCAUUCGCCAAUAAUUGUCUUGCUGUAGGUAUGAGCAAGGAUGAAAUCCGUAUUAUACACUUGAACGGAAAUACACUGAAGUCAGUACAAGUUCAGAGUGAAUCACAACUGCAUCAUCUUGUUUACUGUAAUGACAGAGUAAUCUAUAGUGACUAUGUUAGUAAAGCAGUAUACUGUGUGGAUGGUUCAGGUCAACAGAUCUGGCAAUAUAAAAAGGAUUUAUUAGACCCAAGAGGACUUUGUACAGAUACCUGUGGUAACAUUUUUGUAGCAGACAAUAUAAUAACAGCUUUAUCAAAAGAUGGACAGAAUAGUCAAAAACUUGGCAGGCGUAAUGAUAAUUGGGGUUUCAUUAUGUGUAUUUGUUUUAACAAAAAUAAUGAAUCUUCUGGUUUUAUUAGCGACCACAAUGGCAUUAAAAUAACCAGAUUCAAUGUGUCCUAUGAUUAAAUAUGCACUGACAAAUGUGAGAACAUUACUUGACAAUGAAAUAACAAUGUAUAAUACAUAUUGUAGAAUUUAAUUUAGAUUAAUAUUAUGGUAGAAGCCAUAAAUUGAUGAAUAGACUUAUAUAGAAUAAUUUUAUAUUACCAGUCUGGUUAUUAUGAAAAUUAUAAUGGUACACAGAUUUGAAUAAAACACUGCAUAAC
Mytilus californianus (California mussel) is the source of this 2017-nucleotide messenger RNA. RefSeq lists its product as uncharacterized. The record is from RefSeq and is a predicted model, not a curated record. The transcript is spliced from 2 exons. The coding region runs from base 555 to 1817 and encodes 420 amino acids. NCBI's taxonomy places the organism in Eukaryota, Metazoa, Mollusca, Bivalvia, Mytilida, Mytilidae.